This is a messenger RNA of Solanum pennellii, 852 nucleotides long. RefSeq lists its product as uncharacterized. The coding region runs from base 1 to 852 and encodes 283 amino acids. The record is from RefSeq and is a predicted model, not a curated record. The transcript has 2 exons. Lineage: Eukaryota; Viridiplantae; Streptophyta; Magnoliopsida; Solanales; Solanaceae.
AUGGCAACUGUGAGGUCUGUUGUUUCUAUUGCAACUGCAAAUCAUUGGACAUUACAUCAGAUGGAUAUAUAUAAUGCUUUUUUACAAAGAGAUUUGUACGAAGAAGUAUAUAUGACACCCCCUGAUGGUUUUAAUAGAAAAGUUGGCAGUGGUCAAGCAUGUAGAUUGUUGAAAUCUCUCUAUGGAAAUGAUUCCAAUAUGAUUCAUGAAACUAAGACAGCAUUGCAUCAUGCAUUCAAGAUUAAAGAUGUAGGGGAACUAAGGUACUUCCUUUGGUUGGAGUUUGCUAGAAGUGAAACUGGGAUACUCAUACAUCAAAGGAAGUACACUCUUGAGUUAUUAGCUGAUAUGGGUCUAUCAGGUGCUAAACCAGUGUCAACACCUAUGGAAUUGAAUCUAAAACUCACCUCCACAGAGUUUGAUGAUCACAUAAAUUCUAUACAUGUUGAUACACUUCUUGAGGAUCCUAAAAGUUAUCAAAGGUUGAUUGGAAGGCUAUUGUACCUCACAACCACUAGACAAGACAUAUCAUUUGCAGUUCAGUGUCUAAGUCAAUUUAUGCAUGCACCAAAGGCUUCACAUAUGGAUUCAACACUCAGAUUGGUCAGAUAUUUGAAGACAGAACCAGGCUUAAGAAUUCUAAUGUCAUCUACUGGAGGAAAUAAUUUACAGGUGUUUGGUGAUGCUGAUUGGGGUUCAUGUAUCAACAACAGAAGAUCAAUCAAUGGAUACUUAAUCAAAUAUGGAGAAUCUCUUAUUUCAUGGAAGUCGAAAAAGCAGAUUACAGUCUCCAGAAGUUCAGCUGAGGCUGAGUACAGAGCCAUGGCCUCAACUGUUGCAGAGGUUGUUUGA